This is a messenger RNA of Pseudomyrmex gracilis, 1147 nucleotides long. RefSeq lists its product as uncharacterized. The record is from RefSeq and is a predicted model, not a curated record. NCBI's taxonomy places the organism in Eukaryota, Metazoa, Arthropoda, Insecta, Hymenoptera, Formicidae. The coding region runs from base 110 to 778 and encodes 222 amino acids. The transcript is spliced from 5 exons.
UCCUAACCUAACCUAACCUAAUUUAACCUCCCUCCUCAAUGCGUAGCUACAAAGUACCGCAUGGAAAUUUUCUGUGAAGGUUCGCUGUGUCAUCUUCUAUCAAAACAACAUGGACAGCGAGAAUACGAUGAAACUCGAAUUUCAACACUCGAGAAAACGAAAGAGCAAAAAAGAAACGACCAAAGAUGUAGACAACGUAGAUAGUAAUGAGCAUGUUAUUAAAAAAAAACAAAUUGGAAAAAGAAAGAAAAAAUCUAUAGUAGUACAAGAAAUUAAAGCAGACAGCACAUCAGAAAAAAAAUUUGAAAAUACCAGAAGCAAGUAUUCUUCCAAUGAAAAUACUGUGAAAGAAGAUGUUGAAGAAAAUACAUCAAUUCCAACAAAACUGUCAAAGAGACAGUUAAAAAGGGAGAGAGUUAUUCAGAUAGCAGCUGAAAAGAUACAGAAUAGUAAGAAAAAUGCUCAGCAAAAGGCACUAAACUAUGUAACUAUGUGGAAGCAUUCCAGAAGUGAGUGGAAAUUCGAAAAAAUCAGGCAAAUUUGGCUGAUAGAUAACUUGCUAGAUGAAAACUCUAUUCCCAACACAACUUUUCCUAUCGCUCUUGAAUACUUUGAAGGUUGCAAGGGCAUGGCUCGAGAACUAUUGUUACAAAGAGGAAUGGAAGUUAUAAGAAAAGCAGAGGAGGAACAGGACGAAGAAAAUAAGAAUGAGAUUAUGACCUCAGUCGCUUAUGUGAGAGCCAGACAACUUUUACAGGCUUUACCGACUGAUAGAUAGUUCCAAAUUUACGAAAUGUUUACCAAGAUAAAGAUUAUAUUGAAGAUUAGCACUAAAGACUUUUACUAUGUGUCACUUUUGAUACACAUGUGGUAACUAUUUUUACAAACAUUAGGAAAAGUAUAUUAUACGUUUUUUGCUAGUGACAUUAUUAAUUCAACAUCACUUUAGUGAUUAACAUAAAAAUUUAGAGAAAAUGAUCUGUUUAACAAAUUUCAAUCAUUUUAAUAAGAGAAUGGUAAAAAAACCGCGGAGCCUCUGGUCCAAGAAGGAGGUGGACAUUCAAUUUAAACGUAAAAAACUACAAUGUAUUUAAGGACGUUUCGAUCAUUUAUUGUUGAUCAUCUUCAGCACUGUUCAAUAACAAAA